Molecule: messenger RNA, 1145 nt
Organism: Nannospalax galili (Upper Galilee mountains blind mole rat)
Lineage: Eukaryota; Metazoa; Chordata; Mammalia; Rodentia; Spalacidae
Gene: Ncf4
Product: neutrophil cytosolic factor 4
Exons: 9
Coding region: 97-966 (289 amino acids)
Biological process (GO): phagocytosis; superoxide anion generation; respiratory burst
Cellular component (GO): NADPH oxidase complex
Molecular function (GO): superoxide-generating NADPH oxidase activator activity; protein binding; phosphatidylinositol binding
Source: RefSeq, a predicted model, not a curated record
GGUCCCCAGAUGCUUGCAGGAGGAAGUGAGAAGGACCCAGCCUGGGCCUGGCUGGGCAAGGCCCUCAGUCACCUGCUCCCCUGACCACCCAGCACCAUGGCCCUGGCCCGGCAGCUGCGGUCAGAGAGCGACUUUGAGCAGCUUCCGGAUGAUGUGGCCAUUUCAGCCAACAUUGCAGACAUUGAAGAAAAGAGAGGAUUCACCAGCCACUUUGUAACCAAAGUCUACAUGGGUGUGAAACAGGAGAUCGCUGAGACACGGAUCCCUGCCCUCAACGCCUACAUGAAGAACCUCCUCAGCCUGCCGGUCUGGGUGCUGAUGGACCCUGAUGUCAGAAUUUUCUUCUACCAGACCGCCUAUGAUGCGGAGCAGGUGCCUCAGGCCCUCCGCCGGCUCCGCCCACGCACACGCAAAGUUAAGGGCAUAACCUCACAAGGCACCAACAUUGACCGCAUGGAGGCUCCGAGAGCAGAGGCCCUGUUUGACUUCACUGGGAACAGCAAACUGGAGCUGAGUUUCAAAGCUGGAGAUGUGAUCUUCCUUCUCAGUAGGAUCAACAAAGACUGGUUGGAAGGCACAGUCCAGGGAACCACAGGCAUCUUCCCAGGCUCCUUUGUGAAGAUCCUCAAGGACUUCCCGGAGGAGGACGACCCCACCAACUGGCUGCGUUGCUACUACUACGAAGACACUAUCAAGACCAUCAAGGACAUUGAAGUGGAAGAAGACCUCAACAGCACCCCACUCUUCAAAGACUUGCUAGCACUCACGAGGCGUGAAUUCCAGAGGGAGGACAUCGCCCUUAAUUACCAGGAUGCUGAAGGGGAUCUGGUCCGGUUGCUGUCAGAUGAAGAUGUGAGGCUUAUGGUGCGGCAGGCCCAAGGACUCCCCUCCCAAAAGCGCCUCUUCUCAUGGAAGCUUCAUAUCACCCAGAAGGACAACUACAGCGUGUACAACACGGUGCCCUGAGCCAGCGGGGUCAAAGAGGGGGAUACCUGGCAGAAGGCCUUCGCCCUCUGAGGACAGGAGGACCUUCAGGAAGGCUGGGAGGAGAUACAGUCUUCCUGGGCCUGAGGCUGCUGAGCCUCCAGGAUCCUACAAUAUUUUGACACUUAACCUCUGAAUUAAAUAAACCAUUUCAUCUCUGA